AUGUUUCCAUUAAAGGGCAUCAAAGUUGUUGAACUAGCUGGCUUAGCCCCGGGGCCAUUUGCCGGUCUCCUACUAGCCGAUUAUGGCGCCUCAGUCCUACGCAUUGACAGACCCUCCGCCGUGAGCGCAGACCAAUUGACACGAAACAAAACCUCAAUCACUUUGGACCUCCGUGAUACCAGCUCGCGUAAUAUCCUCCUCCGACUCCUUACUGCCGCAGAUGUCCUGAUUGACCCAUUCCGCCCGGGCGUUCUUGAGCGCCUCGGCCUUUCCCCGACCGAGGUUCUGCAAAAACACAACCCGCGUCUUAUUGUUGCACGAAUGACGGGGUUUCGUCGUGACGGAAAGUAUAGAGACAUGGCCGGCCAUGACAUCAACUACAUCGCCGUGUCAGGCGUGUUGUCCAUGCUAGGCCGCGCAGGCGAAAAGCCCUACGCGCCAGGGAACAUAUUAGGUGAUUUCGCAGGCGGCGGGGCGAUAUGCUUCCAGGGUAUCCUCCUUGCGCUCAUCUCACGAUCUCAUACCGGUCGCGGUCAGGUGGUCGAGGCCAAUAUGGUUGAUGGGUCUGCAUAUCUUGCUACAUUCCCUCGGCUUGCGCAGAAGACUCCCAGUUGGUCAGGCCCGCGUGGUGAAAACUUGCUUGACAGUGGCUGCCCCUACUACGAUACAUAUGAGACGAAGGAUUCUGGGAAAUAUUUUGCAGUUGGGGCAUUAGAGCCCCAAUUCUAUGCUGCGUUGCUGCGUGGGCUACAGCUCGACCCAAAAAGUCUGCCUAAACGUGAGGAUCGUGCUAAUUGGCCCUUGCUCCGAGACAUGUUUACACGUCGCUUCAAAGAGAAAACGCGCGCAGAGUGGGAGGCAGUUUUUGAUGGUACUGAUGCUUGUGCGACGCCUGUCCUUGAGCAGGCGGAGCUUGAAGACGCCGGAUACGAGCAACGUCCUAUUGUCCAUUUGACGAGCACCCCUGCCCCUCCCAUACAGGCCGAUCAGGGAGGGUGGACUAGUGGAGGUCUAUUACCAGGGGAUGGGGGCAGGGAGACACUCAGAGCCUGGAUGGGCUGGGAGCAGGAUAAAGAUUUCGCUGUACGAAAAGAUGGGGUAUUGUUAUCGCCUGGUGGGAAGCUAAAGAUAUAA
This is a messenger RNA of Penicillium salamii, 1134 nucleotides long. Lineage: Eukaryota; Fungi; Ascomycota; Eurotiomycetes; Eurotiales; Aspergillaceae. The record is from the annotation of a GenBank genome assembly.